Molecule: messenger RNA, 582 nt
Organism: Beta vulgaris subsp. vulgaris (sugar beet)
Lineage: Eukaryota; Viridiplantae; Streptophyta; Magnoliopsida; Caryophyllales; Amaranthaceae
Exons: 1
Coding region: 1-582 (193 amino acids)
Molecular function (GO): nucleic acid binding; RNA-DNA hybrid ribonuclease activity
Source: RefSeq, a predicted model, not a curated record
AUGUUACGCUCCUCAUCACAGUUUAAUCAGUUCUUUAUGGAUUAUAUGCAUAAUAAUGAUGUUUUCCAGAAGCAAAGCAAGAUGAUUCAGAAGCCUCAUCUGAACAUUGCUUGGAAGCCUCCAGUUCAUAGUUAUCUCAAGUUGAACACGGAUGGGUCAUCGAAGGCUAAAGACAAAACAAGUGAAGGUGGAGUGAUUAGGCGAACAGAUGGCUCGUGGUUUAUGAGUUUCUCCAUUAAGUUUGCUGCCAUCAAUCCAGCUGCAGCCGAGUUGGCUACUAUCGAAGAGGGCCUCUCAAUGGCUAAGGACCAUAACAUCACCAGACUAGAGGUUGAAACAGAUACACAAGCACUGAAGAUUAUGAUGGAAAGGGCAAAUAAAUAUCCUCAUCACCAACUGAAUGCAAUCAUCUGUGAUAUAGUGAAGCUCCCGAAAACAAACUGGGUGGUAAUUUUCUUACACGCGAAACGUGAUGCCAAUAUUGUAGCCCAUAAAUUGGCAAGACUAGGAAUGGACAUGGAGGAAGAAAAAAUUACCCACACCACUCCCCCUCAAUGCAUUGUGGAGGACCAUAUGCAAUAG